Triticum turgidum subsp. durum (durum wheat) is the source of this 1086-nucleotide messenger RNA. The record is from the annotation of a GenBank genome assembly. NCBI's taxonomy places the organism in Eukaryota, Viridiplantae, Streptophyta, Magnoliopsida, Poales, Poaceae.
AUGCCGAGGAAACUCGUCAAUGCCGUCCUCUUCACGGUCCUGGGCGUCAUAGUCGCGCUCUUCGUCUGCUACUCCGUCCGCUGCUACCGGCGCCGCCGCCGCCGCGGCCGCGCGGUGCUGCCCUCGCACGGGGCCAGGGCCGACCGCCUCCAGGCGGGCGGGUCCAGCGCCUACGGCACCGGCGUCGGGGAGGAGCUGCUCACGUUCCCCGGCGGCGAGGGGCUCACCGUGGCCGCCAUCCUGGAGGCGCCCGGCGAGGUGGUCGCCAAGUCGGCGCACAGCACGCUGUACCGCGCCGGGCUCAGCUCCGGCGAGGCCGUGGCCCUGCUCCGGUUCCUCCGGCCCGUCUGCUCCGCGGGCGCCGAGGAGGCCGCGGCCGCCGCGCGGCUGCUCGGCGCCGUGCAGCACCCGAAUCUCGUGCCGAUCCGCGCGCUCUACGUCGGCCCGCGUGGGGAGAAGCUGCUCGUGCACCCCUUCUACGCCGCCGGCUCGCUCCGCCGCUUCUUGCAAGAGGGAAUCAAUGAUUCACAACGAUGGGAGAUAAUCUGCAAGCUAUCCAUCGGCAUCGUCAAGGGGCUGGACCACCUUCACACAAGAUCGCAGAAGCCGAUCAUCCAUGGCAACCUCAAGACAAGCAACAUCAUGCUCGACGCCGAUUUCCAGCCCAGGGUAUCAGACUUCGGGCUCUACCUCCUGCUGAACCCCGCGGCCGCACAGGACAUGCUCGAGACCGCCGCGGUGCAAGGCUACAAGGCCCCUGAGCUGAUCAAGAUGAGGGAGGUGACGAGGGAGAGCGACGUCUACAGCCUGGGGGUGAUCCUGCUGGAAAUGCUCGCUCAGAAGGAGGUGGAUGGCUCGCCGAAUGCCCGCGACAUCCACUUGCCAGCCUCUUUCAAAGAUCUGGUCCUCGAGAGGAAGAUCGCGGACGCGUUCGGUUCCGGGCUGAUCCAGCAGAGCAAGAACUCCGGGAAUGAGGCGAAGCUCAACGCGUUCUUCGAGCUCGCGACGGCUUGCUGCAACCCUUCGCCGUCCUUGAGACCGGAUUCGAAACGGAUCCUGAAGAGGCUGGAGGAGAUAUCAAGGUGA